Arachis ipaensis is the source of this 1325-nucleotide messenger RNA. Its product is annotated as polygalacturonase inhibitor 1-like. Gene Ontology annotation, molecular function: protein binding. The record is from RefSeq and is a predicted model, not a curated record. NCBI's taxonomy places the organism in Eukaryota, Viridiplantae, Streptophyta, Magnoliopsida, Fabales, Fabaceae.
UUGCUCCCCAAGACGCCAAAGGCUUGGUUCUAAGUAACAAUGACUUCGCAAAAUGACAAAAACACGUGGAUGUGCCAACAAUCCAUCUGCACCCUUAGAUAGUCUCGUAUGGCGGCCUGCUCAUAGUGUUGUACAGCAGGCAAUACUUUUGUGAUUCGGAAUAAUAUACCACCCAGUUAACCCAAAAGUCCAUUCUCAUUGUCAUAUAAACCACCUUUGAGGUCGUCAAUAUGAUCAAGCACAAACAAAUUAAAACAAUGGCAACCACCAAUAUCUCCAUGUUCCUUCUUCCCAUAGUCCUGCUUCUCAUAUGGGUGUCUCCUGCAGCACUCUCAGAGAAGUGCAGCCCACAUGAGAAGAAAGCCCUCCUCCAAAUAAAGCAAGAACUGGGCAACCCAAGCAAGCUCUCAUCCUGGAACGCAUCCACCGACUGCUGCUCUUGGGACACAGUACAAGUAGGAUGCUCCAACACCAAACCUUACCAUGUCAGUCAACUAGAGCUCUAUGGGCUGGACCUCCCCGGCCCAGUUAACAUCCCUCCUUCCAUAUUCAACCUUCUUGAUCUUGAGGAACUCUCCCUAUUUGAAAUGCCCAACCUAACAGGCCCAAUACCUUCCCAGAUCACAAACCUAAAAAAGCUUAGCAUCCUCUACAUAUUCAGCACCAGCGUCUCAGGCCCGAUACCAGAGUCCCUGGCCCAAAUCAAGACUCUCUGGUCCAUUAACCUCGCCGGCAACAACCUCUCCGGCACACUCCCUCCCUCUCUCCCCUCACUACCAACCAUCAACGUGAUCUUUCUCGAUAGUAACAGGAUCUCCGGCCCAAUCCCAGACUCGUAUGGUUCUUUCACGUCAAAGAAACUGGUGACGCUGACUCUGUCUCACAACUUGCUAUCGGGGAAGAUUCCGGCGUCGCUGAAGGGGCUGGACGUGUAUUUUCUGGAUCUGUCAUGGAACAGGCUUGAAGGCGAUGGGUCGGUGCUGUUCGGGGCGGAGAAAUCUACCGAAGACAUAAGGCUUGCUGGAAAUUUGUUUUCGUUUGAUAUCGGGAAAGUGGAGUUUGGUAGGAACAUAUCGAGGCUGAAUCUGAAGCACAAUCGCAUUUACGGGAAGCUCCCUGAGGGACUGACGAAGCUGCAGCAUUUAACGAGAUUGAAUGUGAGCUAUAAUCAACUGUGUGGACCCAUUCCGCAAGGGGGCAGGCUGCAAGGCUACUUCCCUAUUGAUGCGUCUUCCUUCGCAAGUAACAAGUGCUUGUGUGGGCCACCCCUCCCUCCAUGCAAGUGAUCUCGGGUUGAAUGAGUACUUGUUCGCGCUUGUUAUUCA